Messenger RNA from Eptesicus fuscus (big brown bat), 3291 nucleotides. RefSeq names its product ELOVL fatty acid elongase 4 (gene ELOVL4). Gene Ontology annotation, molecular function: fatty acid elongase activity. Gene Ontology annotation, cellular component: endoplasmic reticulum; endoplasmic reticulum membrane. The coding region runs from base 285 to 1226 and encodes 313 amino acids. NCBI's taxonomy places the organism in Eukaryota, Metazoa, Chordata, Mammalia, Chiroptera, Vespertilionidae. The transcript is spliced from 6 exons. Gene Ontology annotation, biological process: fatty acid elongation, monounsaturated fatty acid; sphingolipid biosynthetic process; fatty acid elongation, saturated fatty acid. The record is from RefSeq and is a predicted model, not a curated record.
GGCAGACUGGUGCAGCGCUCGGCGCGUACGGCUGGAGCUCCUCCUCCGCCUCCUCCUGCGCGGAGCCCUGACGGCACCUUCUCCUCCGCCGGGCUGGUCGCCGCCGCCGCCGCCGCAUCCCCGCUGCCUCGGCGCCCCGAGCAGGAGGAGAAGACGCCGCUGGGCCGCCGCCGUUAGAGGGGACCCCGGCCGCCGCUCGCCCCCUCGGCCGUCGCCGUCGAGGUCUGCCCUGCCUCGGGGUCUCCGCUGUCUCCUCCCGCUGCCGGCUCCCGCUGACCGCCGCGAUGGGGCUCCUGGACUCCGAGCCCGGCAGUGUCCUGAGCGCGGUGUCCACGGCGCUCAACGACACGGUGGAGUUCUACCGCUGGACCUGGUCCAUCACAGAUAAACGUGUGGAAAAUUGGCCUCUAAUGCAGUCUCCAUGGCCUACGCUUUGUAUAAGUACUCUUUAUCUCCUGUUCGUGUGGCUGGGCCCAAAGUGGAUGAAGGCCAGAGAACCUUUUCAGAUGCGCUUAGUGCUCAUUGUCUAUAAUUUUGGGAUGGUUUUGCUUAAUCUUUUUAUCUUCAGAGAGUUAUUCACGGCAUCCUAUAGAGCAGGAUAUAGCUAUAUUUGCCAGAGUGUGGAUUAUUCUGAUAAUGUUAAUGAAGUCAGGAUAGCUGCUGCUCUGUGGUGGUACUUUGUAUCUAAAGGAAUUGAGUAUUUGGACACAGUGUUUUUUAUCCUAAGGAAGAAAAACAACCAAGUCUCUUUUCUUCAUGUAUAUCAUCACUGUACAAUGUUUACAUUGUGGUGGAUUGGAAUUAAGUGGGUCGCAGGGGGACAAGCAUUUUUCGGAGCCCAGCUGAAUUCCUUCAUUCAUGUGAUUAUGUACUCAUACUAUGGGCUAACUGCAUUUGGCCCAUGGAUUCAAAAGUAUCUUUGGUGGAAACGAUACCUGACCAUGUUGCAGAUGGUUCAGUUCUUUGUGACCAUUGGACACACAGCAAUGUCUCUUUACACGGAUUGCCCCUUCCCGAAGUGGAUGCACUGGGCUCUGAUUGCCUACACCAUCAGCUUCAUAUUUCUCUUUCUCAACUUCUACAUUCGGACAUACAAUGAGCCUAAAAAAUCAAACACUGGAAAAACAGCUGUGAAUGGUAUUUCAGCCAAUGGUGUGAGCAAAUCAGAAAAACUGGUGAUAGAAAAUGGAAAAAAGCAGAAAAAUGGAAAAGCAAAAGGAGAGUAAAUUGAACUAGGUCUUAACUGUUGUUGACAGUGAGGAAGCUCCCAUUUCAGAUAAAAUUUUAGGGAAAACAAGCAAAUGAGGGUUUGGGGUGGGGAGAAAAAUGGCAAAUGUGCUCCUAUGUAUUAGUGACCUUUAGAUUGAGUAAAGUGUUAACUAUGAUACCCAGAUGUUUUAUUUAUGAUGUUUUUAUUUUAAACAUUUUUUUUAUUAGCUUUCAUGUUGUCCAGACCAAAGCAAUUAUUAUGUGACUUUGGAGGCUCUCCCUCUGUUCACAUCGUCUGUCUAUUGCAUGAAAUUUCUCAUGUAUCUUAUAUGCAGUUAUUCUUCAGUCCGAUGAUCACAGAAACACAGUCUUUAUGAGUUUUUUUGGGUUUUUUUUUUUGCUAAAUUACUAAUUACCUACUGAUUAAAUCAGUUACUUUACAUUUGCUGGUCCAAAGCUGGAAAUGCAGAUACUUUAAAAUUUGCACAUUUGAAUUUGCUGACUGGAAUGAUCGAAUCUCUCCACCUCUGGUUUGAAUAUACCUUUUUGGUUGUAAUUAAAUUUUUAAAAUCUGAUGAUCUCUGUAGACUUUUAGAGGCUUGAUGAUGAUGGUGUUGGUGAAAAUAAGAAAGAAUUACAGUAAAAUCCUGUCUGGCGACCCAGAGGUCACCAUGACUUGUGGCACAAAUCACUGCGGGAAACAGUUUUUGUGAAAAGGCAGCCUUUCAAUAUUUUUAUGACUAUCAGAAAUACAUUAUGGAAAUUAAGAUUAUUGUCUGAUUGGAAUGUGAAACAACUCAUGUCUUUAUUGAUGACAUCAUAAAUAGUUACAUUAAUGUGCUGUUAGGAGACAGUAUGUUGAUUUUUACCAGACUUCUAAUGUUUUGAUUUGCGGCUGUUAACCGAUUUUUCAUAUGUGGAAAUAUACCUACCUCUUCUGUUGGAAAGAACAUUUAAAAUUAAAUAAAUUUUAAUUUAAAAAAUCAAGGAGUCCUCUAUUGUAGAUCUUAAUAUUAACUAUCCAAUCCACUAGUGUUUUUUUUAUUUUUUAUUUUUUGCUUUUUUACAAAUGGGCAUACACCAAAUUUUUCUGUGAAACUAUUCUUCUCUUUCAAUGUGUUUAAUUUUGGAGUGAUAUUUUUCUUGUGACAGAGUUGCAAGAUCUUAUUUAUUAACCAGACUAGUAGCCCUGCGCACGAAUCCGUGCACCAGUAGCUCUCUGCGAGGCCUGGCCACUCCACACCCCCUGCCCAGAGACCCAUCUGUGGCCAGGUGCGGAACGCUUGCCUUGUUGCUGUGGCUCUCAGCGGCCGCUCCCCUUACCCCCCAGGACGGGGGGACUCUGAUGGGGCUGAGAGGACUGGGCACUGCCAUCUUGUGGCUAUGGGCGCCGCCAUCUUUGUGAUGGAGUGACAGUUAAUUUGCAUAUUACCCUUUUAUUAGGUAGGAUAUGAAGUGUAAACCCAUUUUGGUGCAAUAUUCAUGACUCCUUGGUGCUAAAAAUCAUUAAAUUCAGUGCUUGAUUGUUAUAAGGUGUUAAUUGUUAAGACACAAAAUGAAUAAAAAUGAGAGUAGUCAGAACUAGAAAGUUAAAUUUGCUGUUUACAAAUGAAGUAUUUCAUGUAAUAUAAAUGAACAACUGGAAAUUCACUAAGAAAGAGAAGUUGUACAGUGUCUUAUUACAGAGGUCAAAUUGUUAGGGGUGUUGCACAGGAAUCAUUAUGGGAAGAGAAAAUGAAUCUUUCUAAGUAUCUCAAGAUGUCAAAACUGCAUGUGCAGGAUGUAUGCUUUUUGUGCAGACCAACUAUUUAAGAAUAUUUGUAAACUAUAAAAUAUUUAUUGUGCUUUAAAAUUAUACACUUUUCCCCCAAAAAGUAUGCAGUCAUGAAAAUUAUAGAAAAUUUGCAACAAAUAUAGCAGUUUGGUCUAAGAGGAUUCAGCACCUGUGUUUUUGCUGCUCAGUGUGUAAUGACUAGAGAUUUGUAAAUCUUUGUGAACAUUCUGUACUGGUUCCCCAGAGCUAUUCAUUCCCUGCUACCUGAUUUCAGCACAAUAAAUAUACUACUGCUGUGGGAAAACUGA